This is a messenger RNA of Hypanus sabinus (Atlantic stingray), 7444 nucleotides long. It is a transcript of the gene atf6b, whose product is annotated as activating transcription factor 6 beta. Gene Ontology annotation, molecular function: DNA-binding transcription factor activity, RNA polymerase II-specific; RNA polymerase II cis-regulatory region sequence-specific DNA binding. The record is from RefSeq and is a predicted model, not a curated record. Gene Ontology annotation, biological process: regulation of transcription by RNA polymerase II; endoplasmic reticulum unfolded protein response. Gene Ontology annotation, cellular component: nucleus. The coding region runs from base 150 to 2150 and encodes 666 amino acids. NCBI's taxonomy places the organism in Eukaryota, Metazoa, Chordata, Chondrichthyes, Myliobatiformes, Dasyatidae. The transcript is spliced from 16 exons.
CGUCACUCAGUGAGGGGGCGGGGCGGGUUUCCGGUGAUGGGCCUGGGCCUUUUGAGAGUGUCAGACUGGAAUCGAAGGCCGACAAUUGACUUUUGAGGCGUCGGGGCUCAGGCAACAGAGGGGCGGACAACACCUUAUCUUCAGGCGCCAUGGCAACGGAGCUGGACAGUCGAUUCUUUGCGGACAACCUGCUGAGCAGCGAGGAUUGGGAUGCCUGCCUGUACAACUGUGAAACAAUGGAGGAGAUGGAUGAUAUCUUUCGCUGCUUUGACAACGCCACAGAGUUGGAUUUGGAUUUAAAUAUGGAAAUCGGGAUACCAUAUUCCCCUCGGAACCCAAUCCAUGAUGACAGCUGUAUAGAUCUGCAAGUGAAAUUGGAACCGCUGUCUCCCGCCUCUUCUCGCUGUUCAGAUUCCUCACUCUCCUCUUCUGACAUUCCCCUAAUACCACAGGUUCAUCAGAGCCUAAACACAGAAACCACGCUGCCGAUGGUGAAAACCGAGGACCCUCCUACGCCACCAUGUACCUUCGGAGAUGUCCUCAACCCUCCUCUGAAUGGCAUUGAGUUCAAUGUGGUGAAGAUUGAGAAUGGGACAUCGCCAGUGAAGCAAGGGCCGGAAAAACAAGCCACUGGAAGUAUCAAGGCCAACAGCAUCCUGUGCAGCAAGCCCACCAUCCAGCCCAAACCAGUUGUCGUGACAACGCUGCCCAGUGCACCAAGCACCAGCCCGGCGAAGACGAUCAUUCUACAGUCGGUGCAAACCAGUCUCCCUGUGUCUCAGCCUCAGCCCAUUCCAGUGUCACGGCAGUCAGUGGUGCUCUCCCAGUCGGACCUGGUGAGAAUCCCAGUGCAGGGGCUAAUCAAGGUUCCAGCAGCGAAUGGGGCCAUCAAUGGGCUUUCUACCAACUGCAAGCGGCCCACCACUGUUGCCAAUGGGAUUGGCAUCAACAAGUCUGCCACCAAACCAAUCAUUCCUGCGCCAACACAUACUGGAAGCAACUCUUCGGAGAUUGACAUAAAGCUGCUGAAGCGUCAGCAGCGGAUGAUCAAGAACCGGGAGUCGGCCUUCCAGUCUCGCAAGAAGAAGAAGGAGUACCUGCAGGGUCUGGAGAGCAAACUGCGUGAGGCACUCAGCGAGAACGAGAAGCUCAAGCGGGAGAACACACUGCUCAAGAAGAAGCUCGACAGCAUUGUUUCAGAGAAUACCGAACUGAAGCUGGGAUCCGGUAAUCGGAAAGCAGCCUGCGUGAUGGCCUUCCUUCUCUUCGUCGCGUUCACCUUUGGACCAGCCAGUAUCACAGAGAAGAAGACGGACCUCGUCCACAAGCAGCAAGAUGACACGUACGUGCGGCGACACCUGCUUACUUUCAAAGAGGAGCAGGUCACCGAGAGUCCGGCACAGCAGGCAACAAAGGAUUUCAGGCGGCAGGACAGAUUCAGGUACCACACUCAUUCAGCUCAGCUGACUGCCUGCUUCCUGGAUGGUGCUUUUUGGGAAUUGGGACUUGUGAGUCACUUUGUGUUGGCUGAUGAGCUUCGAGGCUGGAUACACCGGCACCAGAUCGACAGGACAAAGUCCAAUGAGAAGCCAAAACGUCAGAAGAAAUUUAAACAGGGCACGCGGUCACAGCAGCGGAGAAUCAACCUGCCACGCUUCAUCCCAGCGCAGUCUGCCGACACGGACACCAGGUUGACCUCCAGCCAGCUGCAGGUGUACCAGAGCCCCGAGCAGAGCUACUACGAUUUCAUGGACGCUAUCGACAGGAGGGAAGACACCUUCUACGUGGUUUCUUUCCGAAGGGACCAUCUGCUGUUGCCUGCCAUCAGUCACAACAAGACCAACCGGCCAAAGAUGUCCCUGGUCAUGCCAGCUAUGCCAGUGAAUGAGAGCCUGUACAACACGACUCAGGGUUACGAGGUGAUGAUGCAGAUCGACUGUGAGGUGAUGGAUACCAAGAUCAUCCAGAUUAAGAGCUCGUCGGUGCCGCCCUCCCUCCGCCAACCCCAGGACAACAGGACCAGCAACUUCCACUCCCACAGCGGAGCCAGCAGGUCACCCGGCCCGGGCGGGCUUCAGCCUCGUCCGCAGGCCGUCACUGCGCCGGGCAGCAAAGACUCUCUGUUUUUUUCCACAGAAGGCGAAGUGUAGUGGCGGAAGUCUCUGACUCUCCUUGAAGCAAACUUAUACGGGAGGGGGGGGGCUUGAGGUUUUUUUCUUAGUUGCUUUCUUCCCUCACAGCCCCUGGCAACUCUACUUUCCGCCGCCUUUAAUGGGCAGUAGUGGGUGCUGGGUGGAUUGGAUUGUGCUCGAAGGCUGAAGACCUUCUGGAGUCAGGGCCUCUCACUUCUGAACUGUGCCCAGCAGUGCUGCCUUGGCACUCGCAAGGCUGGUCCUUGUAUGAACCCUGGGGGGGGGGGGGCAGUAAGACGAGCAUUCCAUCGACUUUGCACUGAUUCCAGCUAAUUCCAUCGGCAUUUGAUUGUGAAGAAUUCCUGUUUGGGGAAGAACAAUUCCAUGGGAAGAAAGCCCAGCACUGUUUUAUUGGAAGUGAGGGAAUUGACAGCUUUGGGAAAUUUGCCAUCCUGCCCCAUUAUGUAUAUUCAGUUCUGUGCACUGUACAGCAGCUGUGACCACAUUGGUGUGCUUAUCUGGCGAAUACGUUGUAUUCACAGGGUUACAGAGUGGAACAGAAAUACCAAUGCAGUCCCAGCUCCCACACACUUUGUAGAAUUCCAAAGUACUAUGAGGUGACGGCUGGAAUCGUCACUUGUACACUUGCAAAGAUUCCAAAUUAUGACACAGACCCAGCUGAUCUGACACAGGAGAAAUGGACAAGUUUACUGAACUGAUCUGCACAGCAGGAAGUCUGGUCAAAUUACAGUGGAUUCCCAUUCACUGGGACACAGCAGGACCAAGCACAUUUUGUCCCAAUUAGGCAGCCGCCCCAAUUAACUGAUGUUUCAUGGAAAUAGUUAAAAAGACAAACUACGGUUUAACUGAGUAACAAAUUAUGUAUUUAGAUGAAAUACAGAACAAAUCAGAACACUAUCAAUAGCACUACAGUACUACAAAAAAAUUGUAUUAGUUCCUAAUAGCUAUCAACAGAGAAAUUCAUCCAGUGUACACUGCUGUGUUCUUUUGAUUGAGUGUAAAUGAACGAAAUCAGUGCAGACGCCUGGUUCAGAUAAUGGACUGCCUUCAUACAAUGCUUUCGAUAAAUGCAUCCUCCAAAUCUUCAUUUUCAUUGUAACAUUCAAGAUGAUUGUUGAUGCCUUCAAAUUCUUCAUUGUUCCUAACUUGUUGAAGUAGUGAAAUUGUUUCAUUUUUAUUCCAUGACUUUUCUGGCAUCUCCAAGCAUGAAUGCUUGAAACCACAGCGAGCAAAACUGUUCAGCAACAGUCUCCUGUCCCAGUUUGGUAUCCCAAAUGAUUAGGCAGGGUGUGAAAGAUUAUGGAGAGCAGGUAAGAGAAUGGGGGUGAGAGGGAAAUGGAUCAGCCAUGAUGAAAUAGCAGAGCAGACUCGAUGGGCUGAAUGGUCUAAUUCUGCUCCUAUGUCUUAUGGUCAAAUAAACGCAGGGAAAAGUGGGUUAUGUUCCUGAUUAGUUUUUGUUCUUUAAGAAUAGUCCCAAAUAAUCGGCUGCCCUGAUUUUUAUUAAAAAAGGCUGGCCCAAUUAACUGGAAUCCACUGUUUUAAAUUUCAUUAAGUAUAUCUGUCCAGGCACAGUGAACAAGUUCAUAUUGGUCCCAGUUUAAUUGUCUCGAAAUGUUUAUUCACUUUUAGGAAGAAUUCAUAAAAACCUGUUGAAGUAUGUUUGCAGUUUGUGACUUUAUGGAGCAAAGAAUGGAGGUUUCACUGUCGACAUAUUUGACUUCUAUCACGUAGACCUUCUGCUCUUUGGUUAUUUGGUGGGUGUGUGUAUGCGCAUUAUCUUUUGUACAGCUCAUGUUGUAUUUUAAUAUUAUGUUUUGUCUUUUAAUUUUGAAUCAAGAGCUCCUGAGUGCAGUGCUAAGUAUGGGGCAAAGCAGACCCACCCCUUCUCUUACAAUAAGGUCACUAGGCUGAGAAUUGGACCUGUUCCAUAGGGGUAUCGUCAAAAGAGCUGGCACAGCCCAUCUCUAAAAGACAAAGAAGGGAGAAAGACGAGCAGCGGUGUCCCUCCAAAGUGUAGAAUCACUGCCAAGUCGCAAUUUCACUCGAGUUACUAAAAUCGAAUUGUCAGUGAGCAGGGUGAAAGUGUAACAAAAAUGCCAACUUGUUAAUUAGCCUUGCACUCUCUCUCUGUAUAUAUGCCUAAAUUUGUGAUUUUUAAAAAAACUGUAAUUUAUUAUUUAACCAUGUUUCUUUGUGUGCCGUGUUCAGGCUUGGUUUUGCCCAGCUGAAGGAUAGUCUGACCUAGAAAUGUGCCAAGUCCCUCGUGCCCACAUUAGCCCUUCCACUUCAAGUUCAGGUUUAUUAUCAUCUGACUCUACGGACCAUAUAUACAACCAAAUGGAACGAUGUUAAUAUUCAGUAGUGUUUUGUAGUCAUAGAAAAGACAAACCGGACAAGAAAUUGAUUGGAGCCAGAGUGGCUGCUGAGUCCAUGCGGGUUACCAUCUUGUCCUCAAUAGGAACCUUCCCCUGCCCUCACCAUCUGUACUGUACUUAACCUUUCUUACCCCCCCCUUCCCACAGACCACAGCCCCCUCCUCCCCACCACACUCCUCCCUCUUAGAUCGUCUUGGCCGGCAGCAGACAGAAGUAAUUUGCCACCUGAGCCCAUUCGCUCAUCCAGUUACACUCACAAAGAACUGGAGGAAUUCAGCAGCAUCUAUGGAGAUGAGUAAACAGUCGACAUUUCAUGCCGAGAUCCUUCAUCAGGAUUGGAUAGGACUGGCUUCUGCCACCUUCCUUUCCAGUCCUAAUGAAGGGAGGGUCUCAGCCCGAAACAUCGACCGUUUAUUCCCCUCCAUAGAUGCUGCCUGACCUACUGAGUUCCUCCAGCGUUUUGUGUGUGUUGCUUUGGAUUUUAUCUGAUUUCUGUAACCGACAAUCUGUCUAAAACGGUGAUCUGGAGAAGUGUUUAUCAGGGAAUGUAAUCACUUGGUGCUUUUUUCGGUGGGUCCUUGUUUCUCUUUUAAGUAUUCAGUACUAGUUGGAAUUUAAUCUACAGGAAGUCCCACACUUGUCCUACCUGGGUGACUGGAGAUGUGGGGGCUGUUCUCCUUCGCAUGUGCGAAGUAGAGGAUUGGGGCAUUCCAAAUAAGGGGUGAGGCCCUUCUUAACAGGCAGUAAAUCUUUAGCAUUCUCUCUACCCCAGAGAAGCAACGUAUUAACGCUGAUGUUGAUAGAUAGCUGAACUCAGAGUUGAAAGAUUGGGGUAUCUAGCAGGAAGUGGAGGCACAGCAUCAGUUGUAAUCUCCUUACUAAGACCAUAAGACGUAUAAGCAAAUUAGGCCAUUGAGUCUUCUCUACCAUUCCAUCUUGGCUGAUAUAUUAUCUUGCUCAACCCUGUUCUCCUGCCUUCUCCCAGUACCUGACUAAUUAAGAACCUAUCCACCUCUGCUUUAAAUAUACCCAACAACUUGGCCUCCACAACUGUCUAUAGCAAUGAAUUCUACAGACUCACCACCCUCUGGCUAAAGAAAUUCCUCCUUAUCUCUAUUCUAAAUGGACGUGAGGCUGUGCCCUCUACUCCCAAAGGAAGCCACUCCACAUCCACUCUAUCAAGGCCUUUCAGUAUUUCCAUGGCAGAGUGUGCUUGGGGACCAAACGGCCAUGUCAUGGUGUGGUGAUCAUUCUCCUGGUCUUCAGUAGGUAGCUCAGUAUAACUAUCGAGGGAGGUGGAUUAAAGUCCAUCAUGGUGCCUUUCGGACUGUUUCUGGUGGCUUUAUGACCCACCCUUUGGAAAUCUAGCCGAACACUGCUGUCGGGGCUCUCUGUAAUGAUUGUAUGUUCGAGUAGGAAUGACUACAGAUCUCCACAAUCAUAUCCACCUUUCUCUAAACCAGGCUCACUCCUGACAUGCCUGAUGCUGAAUGAAAAAAGCAGAGUAAUGACUCAACUGUAGACCCUGAGCUCACUUUGAAGAAAUGUUAUUAAUGCACUUAAACAAAACUUAAAACAUAGAACAUUACAGGCCUUUCAGCCCACAAUAUUCUGCUGUCCUUCCCCCCCCCCCCACAUGGACCUCCGUUUUUCUAUCAUCCGUGUGCCUUUCUAAGGAUCUAAUUGUCCCUGAUGUGUCUGCCUCCAACACCGCCCCAGCAGGCUGUUCCAUCCACCCACACACUCCACGUAAAGAACGCACCCCUGGCAUCCAAUACGUUCCUCCUGUCACCUGAAAAUCAUACCCCCCUCAUAUUAGCCAUUUCUGCCCUGGGAAAGUUGUGGUUUUCCUUGUCCCCUACCCUCCCCAAUCCACAUGCCGGACAGUAUUUAUUGGCUCUUUUGAAAACAGAGCUUAAUAGCUUCUUGAUUAGUCAGGGCCUCAAAGGUUACAGGGGGAAGGCUAAAGAGAGGAAUAAUAAAUCAGCCAUGGUGGAAUAGCAGAGCAGGCUCGAUGGGCUGAAUGGCCUAUUUCUGCUCCUAUGUCUUAUCUUGUAGUAUUAGCUUGACACCCCCUGUGGAAGAUUGUUUCCUUCUUUUCCCAUUCCACCAGUUAACUCCUUCGAUCAUCUUUCGUCACCUGGGUCAGAUCACCGUAUUGCUUUUCCCCGUUGGAAGGGAUGAGGGGCCUGGAAUGAAUGAACGGUUCUUCCGCACCUUGCGGCGCAUCAGGUGGCAACCUUGCCGUUUCUUUAGCAUUUGUCCAUCGCGAGUUUGACGAUCGACCCUCAACCCCGCACGGAACCGGCCAGAGGACCACCUGUCUGGUGCAGCUGCCACCAAGCGUCAGCCAUCCACACGUGGACUGAGAGGAGAAUAAGUCUAGUCAUAAACACAAGAGAUUCUACAGAUGCUGGAAUCCAGACGAGCACAUGCAAAAUGCUAGAGGAACUCAGCAGGUCAGAAUACGCAGUCGAUGUUUCAGGUGUGACCCUUCUUCAGGACUCCACGGGUGCUGCCUGGCCUGCUGAGUUCCCCCAGUCCCAUUAGCUGAUUUGGGCAUGGAAAUGCACAUCUGGCCAGCUAAGUGGGACCGUGAGUCCUGUUCCUCACUCAGACCAGCCCUGAACAGAGGGCCAUCCUGGGGUUUGUUGCUGAAGUGUGACGAGUUUCCUGCGUCAGCAGCAAGAUGCUCGGUGCUCUUUAUACCAGUGGGUUUCAGUUGCCACUGAACUUUGCAAAUGAGAGGGUGGCGGACGGGGUUGCAGUGGGGUAAGUCUGUCGGUGAGCGAAAGGUUGCCGUGACUGGCUGUUCCUGACUCUCUCUAUGCAACAAUUGGUUAUGCUGAGAUUUGUUUUUUUUUAUCUGCAUUAAGUGUGUUUAUUGUGUUGUUUGUAAUAAAAGUGUUGGACAGA